This is a messenger RNA of Rhododendron vialii, 603 nucleotides long. RefSeq lists its product as uncharacterized. The transcript has 2 exons. NCBI's taxonomy places the organism in Eukaryota, Viridiplantae, Streptophyta, Magnoliopsida, Ericales, Ericaceae. The record is from RefSeq and is a predicted model, not a curated record. Gene Ontology annotation, molecular function: nucleic acid binding. The coding region runs from base 1 to 603 and encodes 200 amino acids.
AUGGUGGCUCUAGUCGCGGGAAAAUUGUUGAUACUUUACCUGACCUCCACCACGAGAUCCAUUGGGGCCCUGCUGGUGCAAGAAGUAGAUGGAACAGAACACCCAGUCUACUACAUCAGUAGGAAGUGUGAUCCAAUAAGGUAUCUCCUGUCACGCCCUGCACUCAUGGGCUGGGUCGCCCAAUGGUUAUUGGCACUAGCAGAAUUCGAAAUUUCAUGUGCCACAUCGAAAGCAAUUAAGUGCCAAGCCCUAGCGGACCUUUUAGCCCAGUUUCCAAGCGGCCAGUGCGAACCACUCAAAGAGUCUUUGCCUAGAGAUGGUUUCGAAGCUCUCGCAGCCAACGCGGAUGACCCGCACUGGAUGCUCAGCUUCGAUGGGGCCGUGGGAAAUGGAUCAAGAGGCACGAGAAUAGUAUUACAGAGCGAAAAAGGAGAGAAAUUCCAUUUAGCCUACAAACUGAGCUUCCCUUGCUCUAACAAUGAGGCAGAAUAUGAGGUGUUGAUUUUGGAUCUAGUAGCAGCAAAAGAAAGAGGGAUCAAACAUCUGAAGAUAGUGGGAGAUUCAAAGUUAGUGAUUCUGCAGACAGAAGGGUUUACGCGUUGA